CGCGGGGCGGCCGCGCUUGCGUCCUCGCCUCAAAGUCGGAGAGUCGCGUCACGUGACCUGGCUGCCUGGGUUUCUCUGCCUUCCCAUCCUCUUCCUGCCUUUCUAGGCCAGGCCAGCCUCUAACUGCACUUAAGCUGUCAUCCUUCUAGCUUUCCCUGGUCUCUCAGACUCCUCAAUAUGUCAACCUCAGUCCCUCAAGGGCAUAACUGGACCCGACAGAUGAAGAAGGAUGAUGAAGAAGAAGACCCACUGGACCAGCUGAUCACCCGCUCUGGCUGUGCUGCCUCCCACUUAGCAGUACAAGAGUGCAUGGCCCAGCACCAGGACUGGAGGCGGUGCCAGCCCCAAGUGCAGGCUUUCAGGGAUUGCAUGAGUGCACAGCAGAAUAAACGGCGGGAGGAACUGCAGAGGAGGAAAGAACAAGCCACUGCUCAGCACUGAGACCCUAAACACCCAUUCCCAUAGGCUAGCCCCAAAGAAAUCAGCACCCAGAGAGACCCUGGGAAGAAGGAAUCCCACGUGGUAGAAGUGGGGCUGGGAGGGGUCAAGCUUGGGGAUAGUGUUUGGGUGUAGGGUUGAGAGCAGACACAACGAGCUUAAUGGUCUGACCCCACACAUCCUCACCUUUCUUGUUCCACCAAUAUUUUUAUUUAAAAUGAAGAACAGGACAUUGGACACUCUCCACCCUGCCACCUCUUGAGUCAGUGUGCCAAGUACUGAGAUGAUACCAGGACAUUUUGACUUUAUGAGUAAAUUCACAACCUAAAGGUAAAUUGGUUACAUAAUAAGGCUUUCAUUUUUCAGUCACAAAUUCAGCAACAAAAAGUGUUUCUGAGGCAUUGAGUUGGUAAUGCGUGAUGUGAUGGGUGAUGUGAUCUCUGCCUUCAUGGUGCUCAGAAGCUAGUGUGAGAGACGGAAAUAAAUGAACACUGGGACACAUAGCUCAGUUUCCAACUGA
This is a messenger RNA of Nannospalax galili (Upper Galilee mountains blind mole rat), 958 nucleotides long. RefSeq names its product cytochrome c oxidase assembly factor 4 homolog, mitochondrial. Gene Ontology annotation, cellular component: mitochondrial intermembrane space. The record is from RefSeq and is a predicted model, not a curated record. Gene Ontology annotation, biological process: mitochondrial respiratory chain complex IV assembly. The coding region runs from base 178 to 441 and encodes 87 amino acids. The transcript is spliced from 2 exons. NCBI's taxonomy places the organism in Eukaryota, Metazoa, Chordata, Mammalia, Rodentia, Spalacidae.